Molecule: messenger RNA, 4958 nt
Organism: Nannospalax galili (Upper Galilee mountains blind mole rat)
Lineage: Eukaryota; Metazoa; Chordata; Mammalia; Rodentia; Spalacidae
Gene: Gli4
Product: GLI family zinc finger 4
Exons: 4
Coding region: 1362-2486 (374 amino acids)
Biological process (GO): regulation of transcription by RNA polymerase II
Molecular function (GO): DNA-binding transcription factor activity, RNA polymerase II-specific; RNA polymerase II cis-regulatory region sequence-specific DNA binding
Source: RefSeq, a predicted model, not a curated record
GACCAAAAAAAGAAAAAGGUGGGGGAAGCUGGAUGUGUAGUAAGUGGUAGAGUGCUUACUUAGCACACCCGAGGCCCUGGGUUCCAGGUUCCAUCCCCAGCAUUAAAAAAAAAAAAAAGGAAUCUCCCUCCCCUAGUCAGACCUCUGUGGCUCCUAGUACACAGAAUGAAAUCCAAGCUCCUGAUAAUGGCUUUAGGACUGUUGGGGCUAACCCUUGCCUGGCUUGUUCCUUCUCCCCUGGUUUACCACAUCCCAGCCUGCCUGCUCACUCAGGCCCAAUUAUUGGUGUUAGUCUUCCCCACACCUCAGGACCUUUGCACACACUCAUCCUGUUUUCAGUACUCUUACCUCAGGCCUCUGGGCCUCCUCUCCUCCCAUUCCCCUCCUCCCUCUGUGCCUCCUCUCCCUGUCCCCUCCUGCCUCCCAGUGUGUCCUGGGAAGGGCUCUCAGCACCUCCCACCUUGUACUCAAGGAUUGUGAGGUUGACUAGUCCUCCUGCCUGGGGAAGCUUCGAAGGUUCUGUGGUCAUGGAUGAGACCGGAGCACUAGAGAUGAUGCCGACCUAUGCUAGUGGUGCACUGUGGACCGCUCUGCUGAGCACCUCAUUUCUAACAGGAACCCAGCAGAGGCCUUUUCCACCCCCAAUCUAAAGAGAUUAAAACCAAGCACCAGGCUUGGAAGUUCUGGGUCAAAACCUGAGUGUGAAGACCGGGGGUCCCCAGGCUGUCUAGACGGAAACUCCUCCCUAGCUUAAGAGAAACCAGCUGGCCACACCAGAGGAGCCUCAGUAGACUAGGCUUGCAGUUGGUACAGAAACGAUAUCGGAGAUAUUAAAUGAGUGACUCUGGCAAAGCCUUUCGUCACCCCGGAAGUUGGGGGGCGCUCCCCGACUGAUCACACGGAUCCCUUCUCCCUCCAGCCCUGAGAACCAGCCGGGCUGAGAAUCCACCCGAGUCUCGGAAGUGAGGCCCUGCGGCCAACCGCGGCUCCCCGUGUCCUGACGGCGACGCCGGUGCCCAGAACCGUGCGCAUGCUACAAUUCUUGCAGCUGCAAGAAGGACACGCCCCAAAGUCUGCAAGACGCAGUGCAUCCAGCUGCAGCCAGGCGUCUAGAUGAUGGCUUCGUCCCCGGGUCUGGGCGCUGGGUGGAGCCAGUUCAACAGCCGCCUAGACAUCCGAGUGACCACCCUCCGAGACUCCGGCGCAGCAGCCCUGAGCGAGCUCACGCAGGCCACCGAGGCGCGGUCCUCCGGCGCCUAGAGCGUCCCGGAAGAGGGGGCGGGGCACUUCCGGCCGGACUUGGGCGGCUGCCUCGGGCUCGCAAGGUCCUGGUACACACACCUUGAGCAGAUCUCUGAAAAAUGGCAGGCUUAGGGGAUCAUGAGGCGUCCACUCCUGCCCUGUCUCCCGUCAUCCUCUCAUCACCAAGGACACCCGAAGACCAGCACCAUGUAGCACAGCUUCACCUCCACAGGCACCCACACGGCUCCCCCUGUUCCAGCCCUGAGGUGCCUUCCCAAGCAGCAGACCUGGACCUCCAAGACAUAGAGGAAGUGAAGGUCUGUGGAGAUGCCUGGCCUGACUCCGAGUGGGAACCCGAGCGGACUCCAGCCUCUCCCAGCCCCCGCAGUCCUGGAGACCGACUGGCCUCAGACGGAAGGGCACUGAGGAGCCUCUUGAAGAAUCUUCCCAGCAUACCCAAAUGUGGGGACAGCUUUGGCCAGGAGCAUAGCUUGGAGCCGUUGACAGGCCUGCCCCCGGGGACCAUGCCUGGCGCCCAGAGAAGAGAUGCCUGGUGCGUGGUGCUUCUGCCGCAAGGGGCCGCGGCGGCCGAGGGCGGCCCCACGAGGGCUGCCGAGCUGGGCCGGGGCUUGGGUCGAGGCUGCAGGGGCGCCAGGCCGCAUCGCUGCGAGGCCUGCGGCCAGAGCUUCAAGUACAGGUCCCUGCUGCUCAAGCACCAGCGCAUCCACACCGGGGAGAAGCCCUACGCCUGCCACGAGUGCGGCAAACGUUUCCGUGGCUGGUCAGGCUUCAUCCAGCACCACCGCAUCCACACGGGCGAGAAGCCCUACGAGUGCGGCCAGUGUGGCCGCGCCUUCAGCCACAGCUCGCACUUCACACAGCACGUGCGGACCCACAGUGGCGAGAAGCCCUACGCGUGCGGCGAGUGUGGCCAGGCCUUCAGCCAGAGCUCCAACCUGGUGCGCCACCGGCGGCUGCACACAGGGGAGAAGCCCUAUGCCUGCAGCCAGUGCGGCAAGGCCUUCAUCUGGAGCUCCGUGCUCAUCGAGCACCAGCGGAUCCACACGGGCGAGAAGCCCUACGACUGCGCCGACUGUGGCAAGGCCUUUCGAGGCCGCUCGCACUUCUUCCGGCACCUACAGACCCACACGGGCGAGAAGCCCUUCGCCUGCGGCACCUGUGCCAAAGCCUUUGGCCAGAGCUCCCAGCUCAUCCAGCACCAGAGGGUGCACGUCCGCGAAUAGCAUACACCCCAAAAGAGUUCUGGAUCAAACGAGCGCCUGUUCCUGCUGAGCAAGGCAGGGCUGCUUUACAGGACGCACAGCAGGAUAGGUUCUGCGUCUGGUGCCUCAGGGGAAGCUUCCAGAGAGUCCCUGAGGCUGGAGUUGAAGCCAAGAGCUACUCUAACCUGUCCAGAUCCUGCCAAGGAGUGGCCAGAUCUGUCUAGAGCCCGAAUACCAUGGAUGGAAACCCAGAGGUUCCCGUAUUCCUGCAGGCCAAGGGGUCUGCCACCCAUCCCGGGCGUGGAGCUGUGCCGUUGGGAGUCCCUCACGUAGGUGUCUGGUGCUUCUAAAUGUAGAAUGUUCUCUACCAAGCACCAGCUCUGUUGGCUUUCUUGCUGCUCCAUAAAGGAGACUGCCGGGCAGGUAGGCUUCAGUGAGGAGCCUCUUGUCAGGCACUCUCCCUGUCCAGCCGUGUGAGCAGCCCUGGGAGAGGAAGGCUGGCACUAAUGGGGGUGGGGGAGGAGCCUGUCCGGCCAGCCCCUUCAGGACAGCUGGGGAACUCCUUGACCCUUCUGAAGCUGUGCACUCCAAGAAUGACUGUCCCAUUGGACUUGUCCAGAGCCCCUGGCUGCCACCCAUGGUCCCUGUGGGUCCUUACAAGGUCACUAAUCCUGUCAAAUCAGGUGACCUGCUUUGUACCUUGUUAGUCUCUAGCAAGUCUUCCAGAGAAGAGCUGAAGACCUUAAGAUGACCAGGCCCUGCUGAAACAGAUCUAAUCUGGAGCUCCAGCCUGGGCUCAGGGCCCCAUGCUGCCCCGUCGGGAAGACCCUGUCAAAGUCCCACCCUGCAUCAGAAUAUCAGAUGAGAGCCAGUCUAGGAGUGAGACCUGACAUCAGGCACUCACUUUCCCCUCCCCUCAGAAAUGUGUGAGAGCAGUGUGAGGUCCUGUGGGCCCUGGGACCUGCCUCUGCCCAGGGGCGUCAGCUCAUCGCAGGAUAGCUUGUUCACACAUCCUGGAGUCCAGGAAGUGAUCUACUGGUGACUUGCAGAGCAGGCCUGUUGUGCCUACCUGGACUUCCCAGCAUCCACUGCCCUUGCCAUCACUGAGCCCUGGGGGACAUGAGUAUGACCUGCCCCUGCCUGCGUCCACACACCUGGGUGCAGCACCACCCGAGGGUCCAUAGCGAGAGAGCAUCUCUUGGUCCACAUCGUCACUGACCUAUGUUGACUUUGCCUUCAGCCUCUCCUUCAGAGGGACCAGGGUCUCGGUAAGGACCAGCAGUCUCUAGGAGCCCAGAUUUGUGAAAUGGUUGAGAGCAGGGGUUGUCUCAGUCCAACACGCGCCUCUGGAAGACGGGGAGCACAGACUUGUGCCAUGCAGUGCAGGUUGGAGGGUGACAAGUGUUGAGUGUUUUACACUGCCUGUGGUCUCUGAAAAGACUAAUGGAAUGACUGCAGCCCAGGAAGGAUGGGUUGAGUGUGUCACAGUCUUUGAAGGGCCAGGAAAAGGGGUGCAUGUGAGUUACAGAACCAGAAAGUGACCAUUUGUUUGCCUGCACCAUUCUACAUUUGUCCCCAAAGGAAAAGAAAGGCUCUAGAGUAGCCAUCGGAAACUGUCUUCUGAGGCAACUUCCAGAAGGCCACAAAGUUCCCACAAAACUCUGAGACAGAUAAAUUCAGGCCUGCAGAGUGUAAUUCACUGGGGACUUACUGACGAGCAUAGUCUGGGGGUCAAGGCUGAUGGGUCCCCACCAGUCCAUCCACAGAGGAUAUAUUUGCAGCUUAGGACAAGAGCCACCCUCCUGACUGGAAUAUACCUGGUUUCUCUCACCACAAACAACAUCCCAAGUCAGGCGCCUGCCAGGCUCUCCUGGGUCAACUCUGGCUGGACUCCUGUUUCCUCCCAACCACCUGCAGAGAUCCCUGAUGCCUAAAAUGGGCUCUUGUCUCUCUAGCCUUCCAAGUUCCUCCUUGCGACCUCCAGGGUGUCUUGGCUCCACCCCUCUGUCCCUCCAGCACCUCGACACUGGGUCUGCAGCAGUGCACAGCCUCCUGCCAUCUAGACCCACCAGAGCACCACAACCACAGAGGGUCACUGAGCAUGGCCGAGAGCGUCCUGGAAAUUAGGGGGCGGGCAGGGCGAAGCCCACCAAGGACCCAAGGCUCUGCGCUCCCGGGUUUGCCCUGGUGGACCUGGGCCACCACCACGACAUGCACAUCCAGGUGGCCCUCCUGUUUGGUUCUACACGUUGCCUGGCCUAGUGAGGACAUCAGCCUUUACCUUGCACACUAGCCUUGGGACAGCCAUUGCUCAGUCCAAGCUUGUGACAUAGGCGUGUGUGGAUGCCACAAGUCCAGUGUCUCCCCUGUCACUUUCCAUUUUAUUUUCACUAAUUUCAUGUGUGUGAUUGUUUUGCCUUCAUGUAUGUAAGUGUACCUGUGCCCUUCAGAGGUCAGAAGAGGACUUGGGAUCCCCUGGAAAUGGAGUUAAGG